Leptopilina heterotoma is the source of this 4846-nucleotide messenger RNA. It is a transcript of the gene ftz-f1, whose product is annotated as nuclear hormone receptor FTZ-F1. Gene Ontology annotation, cellular component: RNA polymerase II transcription regulator complex. The record is from RefSeq and is a predicted model, not a curated record. Gene Ontology annotation, biological process: regulation of transcription by RNA polymerase II; hormone-mediated signaling pathway; tissue development. Bases 1040 to 3226 code for a protein of 728 amino acids. NCBI's taxonomy places the organism in Eukaryota, Metazoa, Arthropoda, Insecta, Hymenoptera, Figitidae. The transcript is spliced from 5 exons. Gene Ontology annotation, molecular function: nuclear receptor activity; zinc ion binding; RNA polymerase II cis-regulatory region sequence-specific DNA binding.
UGUGCACUGUGUUGGUACUGCUGUUCUCCGUCGGUAAGGGGCUUUUUCGGGAGAUAAUUUUUCAGCAACACAGUGUAAAUAUUUUUCGAAAAAUAGUGUUUCUUUUAUCCAAAAAUUGUUCAGUUUUUGGGGGUGGAAAGUUAAAAUUGGGUGCCGGUGUUGACCGCAAAAAGCGCGUGGGAGCCGCCUUCCAAUUUGGAGAGUGACGUUGUGUUGUACAGGCACGGAUACGGCGGGUCUAGGGUGACAGGAACAGGGUGGGGGUGGGCCCUUCAGGAAAAGCAGCGAGGCGAGAGACAACAGUCGCACGCAGAUCGCCGUGUUGUUAGGCCGCCGUAUUUUUCAAAGGGGAAACCAGCCACAUUUCUUAAAUAUUGUAUAGUGCUCUCUCAGUCUCAAAAACCAUAGUUUUUUUUCACAACACGACUCUCGACGACUCAUUCUUACUUUCGGCCUAGUUCCUUCUUUAUUUAUUCAAGCAACAAAAUAUUUAUUUUAUCCCAUUUUCGGUAUCACAGGUGUGUGUCUUUUCUAUGGUGCAUCUCUCUUUCGCGUGUGAUUUUCUAUCAUCAUUAUUGGAUUGCAGUGUUGGAAAAAAAGGAGUUAAAAUAGGUGUCGUUGAUCUGGAAAGAAAAGUUUUUUCUCGUGACUAAUAAGUGACAGACGUGAUUUUCUCAUUCGCAUUUAACACUCACGAUAAUGACCCGAACGUGUUGUAGAUCCUGGAUUGGAUACGAAGCUGAAACAGUGCCUUGGUUUCACCUUCCAUGAGAUUUGUUUGUCAGAAACUUGAUUUUUAAAUCGAAACAACAAGAAAAAAUAUGUGCUAGAGAAAAUUUUAUUUUAGGAACAAAGAAUUAGGGUGAUUUCUUAAGUUUUGUUACAAGGAGUACCAGGAGGAAGUUUUAGGAACAAAAUAGUGGUGUUUCUUUUUGUUUCUUUUUGUUUUUUUAAUAGUGAGAGUGGUUGUGUGCAGAAAGUUAGUGCACAUUUAUGACCCGAAAUAAAAAUUGUGGUGUGUCACUCUUUCAGGGGUGAUAUGUUAUUGGAGAUGGAGCAACAUUCGGGCCUGAUAUCCCUGAACAUGUCGCCAUUCCAGUUGAGCCCUCAGGGCAGUCCCCAAGGUGCUGGCACUGGUCAGCAACAGCAACAACAACAGCAGCAACAACAACCCCAACACGCGAGUCAGUAUGGAUCCUCCCCCUAUGGUAAUUGUGCGCAAAGUUCGCCAUCAAAUAUGUGUCAUCCCCAACAAAAUCAGCAACAAUCCCAAAUGUCGAGUCACAACCAAUCGCAGCAAAGCGGAGGUGGCGGUAUGUCAGGUUUUGAGGCGGCAUUCUUUGACGCCACGAGCCUCGAGGAACGUUGUCCAAUGUGCGGUGAUAAAAUGUCCGGCUAUCAGUAUGGUCUCUUAACGUGUGAAUCUUGCAAGGGUUUUUUUAAGCGCAAUAGUUCGCCAUGUAGCAGUAAAAAGGUCUACACAUGUCUAUUUUCGCCAACAGGCGGAGGCAGCUGUGGUACAUCGUCGGCCUUGGAGGGUGGCACUUAUGCCGGUGGUGGCAAUACCGGCGGCGGCAACAACAAUAAUAACAACAAUAAUGCCGGUAAUGGUGCAGGAGGUGGCAAUAAUGCUGGACCAACUGGUGCCGGCGCCAGCGGGAACGUUGCCAUUCCUGGUGCACUUUGUCAUCCGAGUCUAGCACAGGCGGGUGUGGGUGUCGUGACCGGUUCCAUUCCUGGACCAUCGGACUUUCCUGAUACCAAGGACGUCAUCGAGGAAUUGUGUCCUGUGUGCGGCGACAAGGUGUCAGGUUAUCACUAUGGAUUACUCACUUGCGAGUCCUGCAAAGGAUUCUUCAAGAGGACGGUCCAAAAUAAAAAAGUCUACACCUGCGUUGCUGAGAGGUCCUGUCACAUUGAUAAGACACAGAGGAAACGAUGUCCGUUCUGCCGGUUUCAAAAGUGCCUUGAAGUUGGCAUGAAACUCGAAGCUGUGAGAGCGGACAGAAUGCGAGGCGGUAGAAAUAAAUUUGGGCCAAUGUACAAGAGAGAUCGAGCGCGAAAAUUGCAAAUGAUGCGACAAAGGCAAUUGGCAUUGCAAACAAUUCGCGGUAGUCUUGGUGAUCCAUCGAAUUAUCCAUCGGCAGUGACGCCGUUUUUGCACAUUAAACAAGAAAUUCAGAUACCUCAGGUCUCGAGUUUGACGUCGUCGCCAGAUUCGAGUCCAUCGCCCGCUGCAGUGGCCGCUGGUUUGGUUACGACGCAAGCGGGCAGCGGUGGCGGGAGUGGCGGCGGUGCCGGUCAACAUCAAUUAAUAGCGCCAUCGUCACAGCCAAAUAUUUCAGCGGGCAAUCAUUUACAUAAUCCGAAUCCAAGUCUCGAGAGUAAAUUAUGGGCGGCAAAUUCCACGACACCAAGCCCGAAGGCCUUUAAUUUUGGUGAACAAUCGCAACAACCCCACGGUACCAAUGCAACAAAUAAUACAGCCACGUCGACACCAUCAGCAGUGGCACAACUCAAAACUAGUCCGAUGAUCAGAGACUUUGUGCAAUCGGUUGACGAUCGCGAGUGGCAAACAUCAUUGUUCGGGUUGCUGCAAAAUCAAACGUACAAUCAGUGUGAAGUGGACUUAUUUGAACUUAUGUGUAAAGUGCUCGACCAGAAUCUCUUCUCGCAAGUCGACUGGGCGAGGAAUUCGGUUUUCUUCAAAGAUCUCAAGGUUGACGACCAAAUGAAACUUCUCCAACACUCCUGGUCUGAUAUGUUGGUGCUUGAUCAUCUACAUCAGAGGUUACACAAUAAUCUGCCAGACGAGACAACACUUCACAAUGGGCAAAAGUUUGAUCUCCUUUGCCUCGGCCUAUUGGGGGUGCCAUCAUUAGCCGAUCUUUUCAACGAUCUUUCCUCAAAAUUGCAAGAAUUAAAAUUCGACCUGUCCGAUUAUAUUUGCAUGAAGUUCCUGAUGCUGCUUAAUCACGAUGUUCGUGGAUUGGUAAACAAAAAGCAUGUACAAGAGGGUCACGAGCAGGUUCAACAGGCAUUAUUGGAUUACACGAUGACCUGCUAUCCAUCCAUACCUGACAAGUUUAACAAAUUGUUAGCAGUAUUACCAGAAAUUCACGUGGUGGCGAGCAGGGGAGAGGAUCAUUUGUACCAAAAGCACUGCAAUGGAGGCGCACCAACGCAAACACUUCUCAUGGAAAUGUUACACGCUAAAAGGAAAUGAAACAACUUUCACUACCGGCAUUAUUGUCGGGCAAUUGAGGGUUGUUCGAAAACCUUUCCGUUUUAUUGCGAAGGUCCCGAUGAUAAAGCCCCUUACCGACGGACCUCGGUAUCUCGGCGAUUGGGAGCCGUUUAGGUAAUCGUUUCAAAAAGAAAGAAAAAAAAGAAAACAGAAAAUUAAGCAAGAAAAAAAACAGUAAAAUUUUGCAAAAGAGCAACAAAAAAGCAAAAGAAAGAAAGAAAGAAAGAAAGAAAUAAUACACAAACAAAAAAUCAAGUAUAGACAUUAAUACUUUACAAAGCAUACAAGUCUAUGUAUAAAUAAUGUGUAAAUCUAAAAAAAAAUAUAUUAUAAAAAACAUAACGACAUAUAUUUUCUAUAAUUGAUGUUGAAGUUUUAGAGAUGUAUCUGUGGAGAAAAGUAAAAAAAAAAGAAGAAAAACACUAAAAUAAUAAUCGGCUCCCGUGAUCGGUGUCGAGGGGGUUGGGGGGUAGGGUACAACGGCGACAAGCGCAGGGAAAAAAAUUAGUAAGCGAGAUGCCUUGAAAAACAGUACAAAGGGGUGGUUUAAAACAAAUUAUCGGUCAAAGGGCAGGCAACUUUUGUCAUAAAUAAGGAUAUAUUAAAAAAAAAACUAUUUUUCUAAUAACUUAGAGAACGAUUUAUUUUUAAGUACCAUACCACUGAAGCCUUGCUCUCAAAUUAAGAAUGGAAAAAGAAAAAUACAAAUACCCAACGAUCUAUCAUUCUUCACAAUAUUAUUAAUUAUAAUAAAUACGUAUUCCGAACCAUUAAACUCUCCCUCGUUCCGCAUUUUAUCUUUCAAAUCAUUCAAAAAUUGUCAGAUUUUAACCACUUACUUUCUAUAAAGGCAAACAAAAAUAUUCAAGUUUGUAAAUGUUAUUUUUAUAAAUUGAAAACCAUAUAUUUUUUUAUUGUUAUUGAUCUUAGAAAUUUUAUUUUUUUUAUAUUUUUUACUUUCUUUACUAUCACAAUAUUUUGUGGGGGCAAAAAAAAUUGAAUAAUCGCGAUAAGAAUUAGUAGUUUUAUCUAAUUUCGGAGGAGGCAGAGUUUAUGGAUCUCAAAAUAGGGCAGGGGAGGGAAGGGAGGGAGGGAAAGAAAAAUCCGACUCGCCAGCCACACUUGUGCUUCUGCAAGGGAUUCAACGGGCAUACUUUUUUGAGCGACAGUAAAUAAAAAUCGAUUGUGAUAUAAAUAAAUAAAAAAAAAUUACAUGUAUAUAUAUAAAAUAUUUAUAUAAAAUAUUUUUAAUUAUAUUUUAUAUAAAUAUAAUAAAUAUAUGUAGCAAAAAGCAAAAAAAAAAAAAAACAAUACUAUGUAUCUGUACGUGUAACGUUUUAUCACACGGCCACCUAGGCAUCCUUAGAACUUCCUGUCGAAUGAAAAAAAAAUAUAUCUGCAUUUUUUUUGUCACAUUUGCACAGCAACAGGGCUACUACUAUUCUGUAUUGUAAAUACUAGUUAACACAUUCCAAUUACGUUGUAUAGUAUACAAAAAAAAGAAGAAAACAUCAUGUUAAAUAUGUAAUUAUUAUAUGGAUAUUUCGUGUAUAGAGUUUAAUGAAAUAAAUAUAUUUCUGUUGCUUAUUGAAAAAAAAA